UUGGCGUCGUCGCGCGCGAGGAACCACAUUUCUGAUACCUGGCUAAGUCAGUUACUCGCUAGAAGCAACGAAGACGCAAAACUUUUUCCAAACAUUAAAAUGCCGAAGUUGUUUCUGCAUUGAAAAUAAAAGCUUUCAAGAGAAAAAUAAUUCGUGUGUGUUGUGUAGUGUGUACACCAAACCGAAAUAGAAAUGGCUAAGCACGGCUUAGCGGGAUUUUUCACGCCUGGAUGUAUACUAAUUCUAAUUCUCAUUAAUCUGUGGAUAAUACCUCCAGUUUUGACUUCGGAUUACUUCGAAUCGAUCGAUAACAAAACAGUUUGUUUUGGGACCGCAGUGGGUCUCAGCGUGAGCGGUGACGCCCAACACAGAUACAACCAGCUGGUCAAGAAGUACAAGAACUGCCAGAUCGUCUUGAACAACUUGGAGAUCGUUGGCAUCGAUGACAUCUCCGGCGAAUGGAACAUGGAUUUUUUGUCUGACAUAGAGGAGGUCGAAGGUUAUGUGCUUUUGGCUUUGAACUACGUGGAGUACAUUCCUCUGACCAAACUCAAGGUCAUCAGAGGUCAUACGCUCUACUCCUUACCUGAUGAUCCCCUGCAAUACAGUCUGUUUGUGUCCAUGAACUAUGACCUGCACACUGGCAUUGGGCUUAAGGAGCUGCGCUUUAAGGAGCUGACAGAAAUCUUAAAUGGGAUGAUCUAUAUAGACAACAACCACAAUCUUUGCUUUGAGAACACAAUUGCCUGGCACGACAUCAUCCCAGCCAUGGGCAUCGCAGCAACAAAGAUCAUGAACAACAGCAGCAGAAACAGCUCACGGAUAUGUGGUCAAUGUCAUUCUAGUUGUAAUGGAUCCUGCUGGGGUUCUGGAUCAGACAUGUGCCAAAAAUUGACUUCAAUCAACUGCCAUCCAAACUGUGGCUCUCAAAGUCGAUGUUUUGGCCCAAACCCAAAUCAGUGCUGCUCUCCUGAAUGUGCUGCUGGCUGUUUUGGUCCUCGCAAAGAUCAGUGCUUUUCUUGUCGCAACUUUAAGGACAACCAAACCUGUGAGAGUUCUUGUACUAAAACAACACAGAUCUAUGAUAAAACUGAGCUGAGGAUAAAAACUACAAGUCAACAAAAGGUCACCUUUGGUAUUUUUUGUCGGGACAAAUGUCCAGACCAUUUGCUAAAAGAAGAAAACUUUUGUGUUAAAGAAUGUUCAAAUGGGAAAUAUACAAAAGACAAUAAAAAUUGUGAACAGUGUAUUGGACCAUGUCCAAGAGUUUGUAAAAUUGACCAUGAAAAAAAUAUCCAACCAAUAAAUAUAGUCACGUUAAUGACCCUAAAAAACUGCACAGUAAUAGAUGGCAAUCUCAUAAUACAGGAUGCAUCAUUUAAUUUGGACCAACACUACAACAUCUCUGGUAUCCACCCCCACAAUCUGACGAUACUAAAAGAUGUGAAAGAAAUCACUGGCUAUGUCAUGAUUCAAUCCAAUCACUCAGAGUUUACAAAUCUCAGUUUUCUGUCAAACCUCAAGACCAUUUAUGGAAGACAAACAUCAGGUGCACACAAAUUAGCCUUGUCUAUAAUUCUGACUCCUCUGAAGUCCUUGGAGUUAAACUCUUUGAAGAGUAUUAUCAAUGGGAAUGUUCAUAUCUUUGGUAACCGUCACUUGUGUUAUGCAAAUACAGUGGACUGGUCAUCCAUUGUGAAUUCUAUAAAGCAGGUUACUGAUGUGAGAAAUAACAGAGAUCCUAAUCAGUGUGCGAACGAUGAAGAGGUUUGUGAUAGUCAGUGCGGGGUGUCUGGCUGCUGGGGCAAAGGCCCAUCGAAGUGUGUCAGAUGUGCCAACUUUGUUUACAGCAAUGCCACCACCACCUUAUGUCUUGAAAACUGUGAUGCCAUCCCACACCUCUACCACAAGGGCAAUGAAGUCUGUGAACAAUGCCAUGCGGAAUGUGAAGGUUCUUGUAUAGGACCGACCAACAGAGACUGUCACAAGUGUGCCCAUGUUGCCAUGUUAAACUCUGAUGGGCAAAUCAGCUGUGAACCAAGCUGUGGUGAAUCCAUGUAUCCUAAUGAAACUAAAUACUGUUUACCCUGUCAUCCAUUUUGCAAAGGGUGUACAGGGCCUGAAGAAGUUGUCAAGUCAGGCGGAUGUACUUCUUGUGUAAUGGGCCAAAAGGAAUCUCCAACUGAUCCUGUAUAUUGCAUAAACCCUGAAGUAACUAUUUGUGAUGCAGGAUAUUUUCAAACUUAUUCUAAUAUCCGCUCAAACAGCUCAAACAGGCUAACACAGACAACCUUAACUUACUGUGAAAGAUGCCAUCAUUUGUGUGAGAAUUGCACCCUUGCUGGUCCUGCUCACUGUGACAGUUGCAAGUUUGCCAGGCAUGAGAAUGUCUGUGAGUCCAACUGCCCUUCCUUGUACUACAUGGAUUCCAAAACCAAAGACUGUUUCAAGUGUCAUGAGGACUGCCGCGGCCGUUGCUUUGGGCCUUCAAGCUCUGAUUGUGCUGCCUGUGCCAACUUCAAAGUUUAUUUCAACUCAAAUGGUACUAAGUUUAACUGUACAAAAGAAUGCCCGCCUGAACUACCUUACAAGGUGAAGGAUUCAGACAUGGAUGAGAACAACAGGAUAGUAUGUGCAGACACUUCACACCCUGAAGUCCAGCAACUGCUGGACAACUCUGCAGAGGAAGAAAAGAAAUUGGCUAUCAUCCUGGGUUGCACUAUACCUGGUUCACUGCUGUUGCUGGGCUUCAUAAUAGGGGUCAGCUAUUUCUGCCACAAACGAGCACAGAACAAUAUGAAAGCUGCAGAGUUUACUGCUAAAAUAACUGGGCAUGAGGACAUUGAGCCACUGACACCUACAAAUACCAAACCUGAUUUGUCCAAAAUGAGAAUAAUCAAUGAAGAGGAACUCCGUAAAGGUGCCAUCAUUGGAUCUGGUGCUUUUGGUACAGUUUACAAAGGUAUUUGGAUUCCUCAAGGAGAAAAUGUUAAAAUUCCAGUGGCUAUUAAAAUCCUUCAAGAGGGUACGUCACCCAAUCAAUCCAUCGAACUGCUGGAGGAGGCUCGUGUUAUGUGUAGUGUUGAGCACAUGUGCUGUGUUCGCAUUUUAGCUGUGUGCCUGAAUUACCAGAUGAUGCUGAUUACCCAGCUGAUGCCCCACGGAAACUUGUUGAACUAUAUUAGAACCAAUGCUCAACAUAUUGGGUCCAAAUCUCUUCUUACUUGGUGUACACAGAUAGCCAGGGGGAUGGCCUACUUAGAAGAAAGAGGGAUUGUCCAUAGAGAUCUGGCAGCACGUAAUGUGCUGGUUCAGACCCAACAUCAGGUGAAGAUUACUGACUUUGGUCUGGCUAAACUACUCAACAAUGAUAAUGAAGUAUAUCAAUCAUCAGGAGGUCUGAUGCCUAUAAAGUGGCUUGCCCUGGAGUGUAUUAACCAUAGAAUAUUCACACAUAAAAGUGAUGUUUGGAGCUUUGGUGUAACUCUGUGGGAGCUCUUUACUCUUGGCAAAAAACCUUAUGAAAGUGUCAGAACUAAAGAUGUCCCACUACUGCUUGAGAAAGGGGAGAGGCUUCAACAGCCCUCUAUGUGUACUAUUGAUGUCUAUAUGAUCAUGGUCAAAUGCUGGAUGUUAGAAGCAGAAUCAAGGCCAACAUUUAAAGAACUUGUAGAAGAAUUUGCCAAAAUGUCCAGAGAUCCUGGACGUUAUUUAGUUAUUGAGGGAGAUGAGUUGAUGCGACUCCCCAGUGUUUCCUAUGACAAGAAUGAUCUGGUCACUGGAAUGACAGAAGAUGCUGAAAAUGUUGUGGAAGCAGAAGAAUACUUACAGCCCAUAGACCCUCGUCGCCUACAUCGUCCAAUAUCUUUGGCUAGACAGCAUAGUAAUAUGUCCAGUGCAUCUCAUCAUUUUACUGUCGAACCUACCAGUCCAGGUGCUAAAUCUCUUAAAUCCCACUGGGAUAAUCAGAAAAUUAGAGAGAAGAAAUAUGGCCAUCUCAAUGCCGCAGCAAAGGCAAAGCAGGAGAGAGAAUUACCUCAUUUUAGGGGGGACAGUGUAAACUCUAGAUACAGUUCAGAUCCCAUCAGAUAUCUAAAAGACAAAGAGGAAGUAGACUUGGCAUUGGAUGAUGGAUUCCCUGAAUACACUGGCUACACAAACAGUGAAGAGUACAGCCCACAGAUCAUGAGUCCCAAGUUGCCCCAGUCGGUACUGCUACCUGUGGACAAAGAUGACUAUCUACAGCCUGGAGCUGCUGCUCAGUCAUUGGCCUAUCUUGACCUAGAUGGCAAAGGUUAUUAUCAAAAUGAGAAAGAUGUUUCGUCGGAUGAUCCUUUUGAUGAGGCUGACCCAAUGCUGAAUGAAACUUCUGAUCAAAAUGGUGGGAAGCACCUGUACUUCAACUACCAGCCUAAACAGGUACAAGCUGCUGAAAAUGCUGUGGCCAACCCAGUCUACUUUGACAACAGUAAGAAUGUCUGGGAGCCAAAGUGGCCCAGAAAUAAUGGCUACCAGGCAGUGCCCACUGUCUCCAUGUCUCCUGUGCACAACAAGGCAGAAUCUUCUCAAUAUUACAAACCCAUGAAUGGUGGGAUAUCUAGUUCAGUGACAUUGGACGAUGGAGAGGUGAAAACGAUGGGUGUCCGGUUAAAGUCCGGGGAGUCCAAAGUAUAAAACACACUGCCUGUAGAGCAUGAUUAAACAAAACAAAAAACUCUUUUAAGAAAUGUGACACAGAGUAGCAUCAAGCUGCUCCCUUAGGGCAAUAGGAAUAUGUUAUUAAAACUCUUCUGUAGAGCUGCAUGGACUGUACAAAUCAUGAUAUUCAUAGAACAAAAUGUCCACACUGUAUUCUUCACUGUAAAUAAAUCAUCCAUCGGACAUCCGCAGGAGCACUAUGCGAGUCACAUGACUCACUAUUAUGUGAAUUCCAGUGGCUUGAAUGGAAACCAACAAAAGAAAGGAAUAAGUCAACAUCAAGUCCAACUUUCAAAGAUCUGAUUCUCAUCCAAAAUGCUAGAACAGUUUUUGCUGUUCAAUGCACCAUACAAGUGCAAUCAAGAGAUGUAACAAAUGUAUUGUUGCUUAACCAGCACAGAACUUGAGUGGGGAAUCACUCUCUACACUUGAAAAGGGAUUCUAACACUGUGGGGACACAUUUUGUUCAUAAUAAAACUUUUUGAUAGAGACACGAUGUAGAUUGUGAUAAAGAAGAGACAUAAUUGUGUUUGUUGUUUGACUCUAUGUGUUUUGUAAGAUUGUACAAUACACAGAGGACAUGUUUUGAAGUUUCAUGAACAAACAGUUGGAUAAGGAAAUGAAAUAUUUCAUAAUUUAUUGUCACGAACUUUUUUUUUUCUCUCAACAUUCAAAGUACAUGUUUACAGAGUCCAAAAGUAAUAGGGACAAAUCAGAGUGUCAGUGCAUAAGUCCUUUAUUACUAGAUGAGAUUGGUUGUAAUAAUGCUCUUGUGUUUGAUUUAUAACAAUAUCCCCAUCUCCAGGGCUUGCUCAUGUAUCAUUCACUCACAAGGAGUUUCACUGUUGCUCCCUACAACCAAGAUAUUUCUUUGAAUCUAAAUUUUUCCUCCCGGAAGUAGCAUGUCCUUCCAAAACCACCAUUUGCUAAAAACUGCACUCCAUUUUAGACAAGGCUAAAGCAGCUAUCAUCUGUGUGAUAUACCAGUUCUACAGCAUGUCUAUCCAUUAUGUAAAUAGAGGAACAUUUUGUUUAAUUUUGUAAUUAUGUUCAUAUGCUUGCAAGCUCUAGUUAACUCUUUGGUUAUGUUCUAUAUUUGAAAAAAAGAACAAACUGCAGCAUUUUACACUUUUUUAUUUUAAUUUAGCUUUUCACAUCAUGUAUACAUCAUUAGAUAUUCAUAAUAGGGUCCUGCAAUAGUUUUUUUAUCUCAACAAAAGAUGUUGAGGAAAUAGCCAUGAGCCCUUUAAAUUAUUUUGUUGGUCAUCCUAUACAAAUCAAACAGAACUGAAUAAUUUAGAACACUGGAGCCAUAGGGGUUAGUUAUGUUGAACUUGUAUAACUUACACAGUUCAAGACAUUUUUUUUUCUGGUGUAGAAUGUUUCGCAUAUUCAAAGCCGCUUUGUGCCAACUUGAUGUUCUAUCUUAAAGAAUUAUCCUUUUAUGAAACUUGUGAUGACUUAAAGAUUGAUUUUAAAUCUAUUCUUGUUUUCCUAUUGCUUUCUGUCAAGAGUUGCUGUUAUUCUACCAUGAGGAUAUUAAUCAUUUUAUCUUUUCAAGAAUUUAAUAAUUGACUGCAAAAAAAACAAAACAUUCUCAUUUUUGAUCUAUGUUCAUCUCCCUGUAGUCCAAGUUAUUUCAAACAUCUUCUGUGUUGAAGGGUAGCAAUGUAAAUGUGUAGAACUCUUCAUUUUAAUGGCAUAUAUUGCUUUCAUUGAGUUUCAUUUGGAAAUCUGUUUUAAUUUAUAAAAUAACUUUGUAUCAUUUCAUAUCAAAGCUAAUGUUGUCAGUUAUUGCUUUUUCAGUACAAUGUCAUAGUUAACUAUACCUUGUAUUGGGCUUUUGUAGCUGUCUCAUUAGGGCACCUUGUGAAUUAGUUACAUUUUUAGUACAACCCAUCCCUGGUUCUCUAGGCUGCUGUGUACAGCUUAAAUUUUCAGCAUGAGUGCCAUGAACAACACAAAAUUUUGGAAGUUUGAGCUAGGCUAGUGUUAUAUGACCAUGUUUUCAAAAUGUAAAAUUGUAGUCUUUGUAGUUCUAUAAAAUUUUCAUUAUAUAUUAACUGUAUUGAAACUUACAAAGGAUAGGCUUAGACAUCUUUUCUUAUGUUAAAAAUUUAUAUUGUAUACCGGUACACAAACUUUAUAUUCUAACAAAUGUUUUCAAAGAAAAUAUUUACAAAAAGUUCUAUUUAUUUGUAAAUAUCUUACUAUUUACUUGGGUCUGGUAGUAAAGAAUAUAAAGUCAGACUCCAUUUGACUGAAGGAAAGCUUCAGAAAACAUUUUAAUAAAAAAAAAAUAAUUGUGAAAUGAUUAUAUUUUUAGUUUCCAGAUGUUUGCAUCACAUCUUGAAAAUAUUGAAUAAAAUAUAAAGUAUUUUUCAUUCUAAUUCCUGUCAUUUUACAUGACUUUAACAAAUUCUAAUAGCUACUAUCUUUCAAGUAUCAAAAGUUUGUCAAAAUUGAUCUAGUGAAUAAAAUAGACAUGAAUUGAAGUUUUAUAGAUGAAGUUUGCAAGGAUAUUGAUAAUCUUUGUAUAUCCAAGCUAAUAUAUUGUAUCUUUUUUGUUCACUAGGAUCACAGAAUAUUCUUUCUAUUUAAUUCUAGGUCUAAUGUUCUAUUUCAAUUCCAUUCAAAUAAUUAGAAUGUCAUUCUUCAAUAUUUUGAACUUCAGAAAAUUGUAGACUCUAUUAGGCGCUAAAAAUGUACAACUAUGGUUCUCAUUGCAGAUUUAUAUGCAAACAUUAUUUAUAUAUUUUGUAUGUUAUCAAAAAAAAUGCAAGCAUUGAAGUGCUAGAUCGCUAAUCAAUCAGUAUUUUUGUUAAGUGUGUGUUUUUAUGUGCGGAUGAUUUGUCAGUGCAGUAUGAAACUGUCGCUGCAUUAUAGUAGUGAGGGAAAGGUGUAUGUGUGUCUUGAGUAGAGAAAUUGUAAUAUGGACUGGCCUCAGAGCUGUGUAUUUGUGUUGGGUUCUGUAUAUACUUGUCGAAUGCACGUGCAUAUGAUUUUGAAUAUGGGUUAAAUCAUUGGCAUUUAUCUGACAUCGUCAUACACACUGACUUCUUUCUCUCACUUGAUGUUGAGCAUAGGGAAAUGAUUUGUUGGAGCUGAGAAGUAAUAGAUUAUUGGCUCCCUCCGACUGAGUACAGACUGAACUUGUACUUAACCAUCCAAUAGAACUAUUAUUUAUUACACACCUAUAUUUUAUAUUAUAUAUCUAUUCAUAUAUAUUCAUGCAUGAAAUCUCUGUAAUAGCUAUGUAUUGAUCUUAAUGUACAGCACCACAUCAUUAGUGUUUCUGGAUAGAGUUCAACUCACCCAUUCAUCAUUUUUUUUUUACAUCUCCCCCUUUUUUUGUGUGUGUUGUUGGCCAGCUUUAGCAAUGCAUAUAUAAACUAGAGACAAAGGUGCAUUUUUUUUUUGAAAUUGUUCCUUGUGUUUCUUGCUCUUAGUUUUUAUUAAAAAAUGCUUCAUUCUUAUUUUCUUAGAAAAGUUAGGAAUUUGUUUUUAAUUGUAGAAUGGAAUAUUGUGUUGUAAUGUUCAAUCAUUGGUAUAUAUUUUUUUAAUUGUUAUAAUUAUCUAUGAACAGUAUUAAUUUGUAUAAAUUUUUAAAAUCUCUUACACCAUGUUAAAGAUAAGCUCAAAAAGCUAGUCCAAAAUAACCUUUGAAAACUACAAAUCUAAUAGGAUUAUUUAGAUAGCUCUCUAGGAUUUGUAUUAACACUAACCUAACCAAUCAUUCAAAACUUGUAUUUUCUAAGUUUUUUAAAGGUUGACAAAAAUUGAAGAAAAUAGAUUCUAGGACAAAUUACAUUAUUUCCAGCACAAUGUGUCUUUAGUCAGGUUUUAUUUUGCUUUAUUAAAUAGUACUUAGGUAAAGGUAAUCCUUGACUUUAAGGCUGAUUAUAUCACUAUGUGUGCAAUUAUGUUUAUUAAAUGCUUAGCACAAACUCCCCAUCCAUUCCCCUUUUCCUUUAGCGCCUGUUUGUAAAUCACAAGAUGCUCUAAACUUACUCUGAAUUUUUUUAAUCAAUUAAUCCUGUAGGCCUACAAACUCCACCAUAGACUUACUAGUCUUUUAGUUUCAGUAAUGUGUUUACAUGGAAGACUCACAUACUUAAGUUAGAAAAAUGUUUCUUUUUAUUUAUUUCUAUUUUCCCUACUACUUGACUUAACCCACACCCAGACACUAGAAGGGAAAUGGAGUUGUAUUUAGGCUAAGUAACUGACUUUAGCAUCAGUAGUCUGAGUGGAACUUUCUUUUGCUUCUUUCUUUCUUUCUAAAAGAUUAGUCUUACAUGCUCCCUUGUCUACCUCCAUCCAGACAUUGAGAGAAUUUCAUUUAUUGAUGAACAACUCUGUCCUAGUUCUACACCUUGAUUUGCUCAAGAUUGCUUGUGUCAAGAGCACACACAUUGGAUUCAGUUUAAAACUGUUGGAUAACAAAGAACUAUGUGACAGUCUACAUCUCAAAAUGUGUUCUGUAUCAAAAUAGAAAGUGAAAGUAAUUAAUUUCUCGAAUGAAGGAAACUUGUUAAUUUAUAACAUAGGCAAUGGCCUUCAGGUCUAAGUCUGGGUAUUACUGAUGUACUGGAUUGGAUUUAGAUCUAUGUCAGACAUGGAGUAUGUUCCCUUCACAUUUAGCCACAAAAGUAAAAGUAGAGUCUGAAAAUGGGUUUAGCCAUUCAGCUUACUUUUCAUAUCAAAUAUAAAAUAUUUUGAAAACGGGUUUUCCGGAUUUUUUAAAACAUUUUGUUUUUUAAUAGAUAUACAAUUAAGUACUAUUUGUCUAUUUUUAGGGCCCUUCGGUUGUGCGAGGCACAUUAAACAUAUACUAUGGUACAUACAUACGCCUUACUUUCUGCUUUAUAUUAUAGAUUAAUAUUUGUUGACUUCAUUUAGUAUAUGAUGACUUCCUGGUGACAUCAUGAUGGUUCUGGACUUGAACUCUGCCAACCCCAGGAAGUUUAGGCUAGGAUGGAAUAAUCUUAAAUUCUUUCUGAUGGAACAUCAAAAGACAUUAAACCAAACAAAGUGAAGCCAUUUUAUUUGUGCCUGCAUUGUAAAUCUGUUUCAUAAGUCAUCUGACAAGCAAUAUUUAAUAGAGGCAGUAAAACAAUUCUGUCAUCACCUUAUAACUUGGGUUUCAUCACAUUAUGUGGUUAUGUUUUUUUUUUGUUUGUUCUCAUAUAGUUAAUUUUUUUAAUUUUAUAUACUAUAAUAAAAGUUACUACUGCUAGAAUGUGUCUUAUAUAAUUUGUAUAAGUUGAUUCCAUUAAUAUAAAAUUUUAGUUCAAUAAUUCAAAAAUAUUGAAACCCUUUUUUUUAAAGCAAAUGUGUACUUUCUAUUGAGUGGUGCAGUGCACAAAAGUAAUUGUGCAGUGCACUCCGGUAAUGUUAGAUUUCAUUAUUUUGUAUGAUUGUGAAGUUUGUACAAUACAUUUGUGUUCUACAUUUACAGACACAGUUGAUAAGAAAGCUACAAUGAUCAAUUUUGUUUUUUUUGUUAUAAAUAUGUAAAGUUCGGACUCAUUCUUGUGUAGUGUAGUUCCCAUAUCAAAUGAAGCUACACUUUAUCAUGUUGAACAGUAUGUAAUAAAAGUUAUAUUUGAAAAAAAAA
Biomphalaria glabrata is the source of this 10315-nucleotide messenger RNA. RefSeq names its product epidermal growth factor receptor-like. The transcript has 27 exons. Gene Ontology annotation, molecular function: ATP binding; transmembrane receptor protein tyrosine kinase activity. The record is from RefSeq and is a predicted model, not a curated record. Gene Ontology annotation, biological process: positive regulation of cell population proliferation; protein phosphorylation; cell surface receptor protein tyrosine kinase signaling pathway. NCBI's taxonomy places the organism in Eukaryota, Metazoa, Mollusca, Gastropoda, Planorbidae. Gene Ontology annotation, cellular component: basal plasma membrane; signaling receptor complex. The coding region runs from base 193 to 4674 and encodes 1493 amino acids.